Daphnia pulicaria is the source of this 735-nucleotide messenger RNA. RefSeq lists its product as uncharacterized. NCBI's taxonomy places the organism in Eukaryota, Metazoa, Arthropoda, Branchiopoda, Diplostraca, Daphniidae. Bases 24 to 695 code for a protein of 223 amino acids. The transcript is spliced from 5 exons. The record is from RefSeq and is a predicted model, not a curated record.
CAGUGUUUCUUCUUCUGCUGGCUAUGGAAGUACAAGCUCGUGGCGGAGGAAGUUACGGCGGAGGAUACGGGGCCAGCGAGUACGGAAAUGAUUACGUUGACCCUUACGUCGUCUUGGCCUCACUGGGUUUCGGCGUCUUCCUCUUCAACAUCAUUUACAACUUGUUGAACCGCAGCGUCAGAAGUGUCCAAGUCUCCGACAUGAACCUGCCGCUGCAAUUGUCCGAUCGGCCGGAAGAGUUUCACAACAUGUUAGAUAACAUCACCCACAACUACCUGGAGGAGCCAUGGCAGGAAAGUUGGUCGUCAGUCGACGACGACGGCGACGGCGACGUCGAAGAGUUGACAUCGAAAUCAUCGCAUCGCCUGCAGUUAUUCAAGGAGUCGGUCCGGGUGGGUCAGCGGGUCGCAGAAGCCAUCCGUCGUCAUCCGGCCUCCUGUCCGAAAACUCUUCUCUGCAAGCUGGGCAAUGACGCGAUCGCGUGGAACAGGCAACCGGCCCUGGCGCUCAGAGCCAUGCAACUCUACAUAACGUCACUGGCGCAUCACUACGGCGAGACAGACACUGGCCGUUAUGUCGAUCAGGUGGAGAAAAGUGCGGAGACGACGGAUUUCGAUCCGCAUUAUUGUGACGACAACAGCAGCGGACCAUCAGCAAGUGACUGCGGACUGGCCGAUCUAAUGGCUUUGUUUUAAUUACUCGUAUUGCUAUAACGUAAUUGGGAACAUUUUUACG